UACGUUUUUUUGAUCUGCCACUAGUAUGUCGCACCCAACGCCACCGCCCGCGCCGACAUCACCAGCACGUAAAGCCGCGCCCUCUCCUUCCAAGGCUGGCGCGCAACUGGUGUCUGCCACGCCGCCAUUAUCUCCAGCCAGAUCUCCCGCCAAGUCUCCGGUCAGGUCGGCUGUGCCUACGCCAGGCUCGCCAUUACACCGUGCGACGCAGUCCUUUGAAUCGUUAUACACGUUGGGAAGGCAAUUGGGCGAAGGCAACUUUUCCAUCGUGAAGGAGUGCAAGCUCAAGGCCACGGGCGAGACGUUCGCUGUCAAGUGCAUCAAGAAGGCGUCACUGAAGAAGAAAGAUCUGGCCAAUAUCCACCGCGAGAUGGACAUCUUGUUCAAACUCGACCACCCCAACAUCGUCAAGCUGAUCGACGUGUUUGACAACGAGGCCGGCGACAUGUGCUACCUCGUCAUGGAGCUCGUCACGGGCGGCGAACUCUUUGAUCGAAUCAUAGCCAAGGACCAUUACACAGAGAAUGAGGCCAAGGUCGUCGUGCGAACGGUCGCCAGUGUCCUCGUGUACUGCCAUGCCCAAGGCAUUGCCCACCGUGACCUCAAACCAGAGAACCUCCUCUAUGCGACCACCGCAGACAACGCCACCAUCAAGAUUGCCGACUUUGGAUUCGCCAUCAUCGCGGCCGAAGGCGUCGUCAUGCAAACCAUGUGCGGGACCCCGGGGUACUUUGCCCCAGAAGUGAUUGCACAUCGUCCGUACGAACAAAAGUGCGACAUUUGGAGCUUGGGGGUGAUCACGUACAUCUUGUUGUGUGGAUUCCCUCCGUUUUACGACGAAAGCUCGGUCCAAGAGAUGGAAAAGAUUCGGCGGGCCGAAUACGAUUUCCCGUCGCCAUACUUUGACGACAUCUCAGACCUGGCCAAGGACUUUAUCCGGAAGAUGCUCGUCGUCGACGUCGAGUCCCGGCUCAGCGCCGACGACGUCCUCGCGCACCCGUGGCUCGUGGACGCCACCGCCAACCCGACGCAGGCCGAGCUGGACGCGAUGCCGCAGCUCCGCCACGUCGGCACGAACCUCCAGAACCCCGGCGCCAUCCGAGCCAAGUUCAAGCGGGGCAUCAACGCCGUGAUGGCGCUCAAUAAGACGGGCCGCCUCGUCGCAACCAAGAAAGGAAAAGUCUAGGGACGUUCAACCUAUACUAACGUGCCCAGUGUCAAUGUCGUCGACGGGUUGUGAACGGUGGUGGAAAACAUUCAAAGCAUGGACGACGGAUGGGUUUAGUAUUUGGUGCUGGCGUUGGUGCUGUUAUUGGAGCUAUAUGAGUCGAGGAGCUGGCGAACGCUAUAAAGUAGGGACUGGGUGGCACAUGUACAGUAGGCAAGUAAGGG
Molecule: messenger RNA, 1392 nt
Organism: Aphanomyces astaci
Lineage: Eukaryota; Oomycota; Saprolegniomycetes; Saprolegniales; Verrucalvaceae
Product: CAMK/CAMK1 protein kinase
Exons: 5
Coding region: 26-1186 (386 amino acids)
Biological process (GO): protein phosphorylation
Molecular function (GO): ATP binding; protein kinase activity
Source: RefSeq, a predicted model, not a curated record